Trichophyton verrucosum HKI 0517 is the source of this 357-nucleotide messenger RNA. RefSeq names its product TPR repeat protein. NCBI's taxonomy places the organism in Eukaryota, Fungi, Ascomycota, Eurotiomycetes, Onygenales, Arthrodermataceae. The record is from RefSeq and is a predicted model, not a curated record. Gene Ontology annotation, biological process: protein-FAD linkage; mitochondrial electron transport, succinate to ubiquinone; mitochondrial respiratory chain complex II assembly. The transcript has a single exon. Bases 1 to 357 code for a protein of 118 amino acids. Gene Ontology annotation, cellular component: mitochondrion.
AUGACGGGAAGCCAACUUGAUGAAUACGACCGGUUCCUGGAUGAAAACGACUGGGACAUCUACUACUGGGCGACUCAGGAGCCACCGUCUGAGUCCGAGGCAGCUGAGGGCGCGUUGAAGGCCAAAGACGAGCUGACGGAUACGUGGAAGAGCGGCGCAGCGAAGAGCGGAGAGUGGGCGCAGACAGUGGGAGCUUUCAAGCCAGCAUACCGGCCCGUCCCUCAGCGCUGGGCUGACUCGGAGAUUCUCGCUCUGCUGCGACAGCACGUCCAGAGCAAGAAAGCUGGAGACGGCAGCAGCAAGGGAAGCGGCGGUGGCCUGGGACGCAUGCCCAACAUCGAGCCCUUCAAGUCGUAG